This is a messenger RNA of Mizuhopecten yessoensis (Yesso scallop), 7337 nucleotides long. Its product is annotated as parathyroid hormone/parathyroid hormone-related peptide receptor-like. Bases 1556 to 3163 code for a protein of 535 amino acids. The record is from RefSeq and is a predicted model, not a curated record. Lineage: Eukaryota; Metazoa; Mollusca; Bivalvia; Pectinida; Pectinidae. Gene Ontology annotation, biological process: cell surface receptor signaling pathway; adenylate cyclase-modulating G protein-coupled receptor signaling pathway. Gene Ontology annotation, molecular function: G protein-coupled peptide receptor activity; peptide hormone binding. The transcript has 15 exons. Gene Ontology annotation, cellular component: plasma membrane.
UUUGGCUGCUAUCUGAGAUACCAAACAGAUUCAAUACAGCUUUACAAGAGAAAGUGCAGUAUUCCUGUACAUGGCUAUAUAUCAGCGCGGUGUGACUCCACGCGAGCUUGGUGUGUGUGGCGGCGGUGUACUUAUGUUGUCUGACCGAUAGCGCACAAUCUUACUGUGACCUCCAAGCGUUGCUAUUCUCUAAAAAGGUGGUGCUAUUAGAUGAUAUUUGUACAACAUCUUAUGACUAGCGAAACACCUGCUCGGCUGUAUUCAGUGUGCAAAUCUCAAUAGGUAACUGCGGAGGUGUUUAUGGAUUCUCGUCCCAGCACGCGCUGUCGUUUCCUACGGACACCAAUACAGACAAUCUGGUUUACCAUCACUCACAGUCGUAUGAUCAUAACGUCAGUGAAGUAUUAUAUAUAUAUAUGACCGGUAUCCUUCUUUCAAUUUUACUAUAAAGCCCUAUGAAUCAUCAUUCUCGACUUUGUUAUAUGUAAGUAAGUACAUUGACAUAUAUACAAAAACAGCCCAGACAAAACUUGAAGAAAAAUGAACUACGCCUGUAUAUGGACAAACAGUCAUUAAAUGACUCGUACAGUGGUCGCCACUAAAGGAAGGUGAUACCCUGUCGGGAAUACAACGAUAAGUGUGCGACAUACGGAAUUCGAUACAGGCACCGGUGGUGUAACACCUGGUAGUUCGGUAGGCAAAUUACCCGUCAUUAUAUUGUUGACAAGUGUUGGAUCUCUUACCGUUCCAGACACACUACAAGGUAAGAUCUCCUUGAUCUGACUGUCAGUAGAUCAGGCCGAGAUUGGAUUAGAUAUGUCAGACAGUUAAAGAGACUGUUGAUCAUCCGGCGUGAGACACCUGUCGACAAAGUGGGAUCUAGACAGACAUCUGUGAUCGUCUUAAAAGAUUCACAGGUUACACCAAGCAACACUUACUGGUAUAUUGCUGCCAUCGAGUCGAUAGCACGGUUAUACAAACGGCUAGCGAUUAGUAGAUGUUUUAAAUAUGUAAUGGUGUAAAAAGAAAAAGAAACAAAAUCGAUCCAAGAACACAUAUUGUAACAUAAUUCGAUGGUGACAGAGUGGCCACUUUUAGCAAUGAUUUAAAUCUUUGUCGUUACGGACUGAUUGGCUCGUCCACAACGUAAUUUAGUUUCUAAUUCGUGUCUUCGGAGACUGAUUUGUGAAAUUAUAGGGAGAUAUGGACUGAUACGCCCGUGAAGCCAGUGGUUCUUCCGAUUGUGUGUGAUAUAGUAACAAAGUCAUUUGUCACAUCUCCAUGAAUACUAAUUAAGCACGUCAGAGGCGCUGACGUCAUAGGGGACGAAUCUACAUAUGAUUAUAUAGUGAGAACUAUGAAGCAUACGGCAACCGACUACUGAUAUGACUAGGGAACAAUGAUAUCGAACCCUUGGAUAAAACAAUCUUAAUAAAAGAAUAGCGAAGGUUAUCCAGACAAAAUGAGCAGGCAUACUAUCUGCGUUUUAAUAUAUAUUUGUGUAUUUGCUAUUGAGCAAAUAAAUAUUAUCUAAACUGCAGUGAUAAUUUCAAAUAUGGCGUACUUUCGUUUCGAUUGGAUUUUGCUGCGUGUUUGGACACUGUGUUUAUUGGUGUUGGUUUCAACUGUGUCAUCAUGGACUACGUGUAGCAAAUCCAAAAAGGUAUAUAUAGUCAAUGCAAACGAAUAUCAACAGAAACAAGGGACACGGAAGGCCGCUAUUAAUUGUUUUCAACUUAUGCUGACUGAGACGGUGCCCACUGAUGAUGUUUACUGUAAUAGAACAUUUGGUGGAGGGAUAUGCUGGCCGUACGCACGCGCCAACAGUACGUUAAAUGUUGAUUGUCCGGACUACAUCCAUGGAUUUAACCCCAGAGGUAAAGCGCAGCGAUUUUGCACAAUUGAUGGGACAUGGGCGAUGCACCCCACCCGUAACAAGACACUGACUAACUAUGAUGGGUGUACAGACUACACCAAGGAGGAGGCCAAACGGGUGCCUGUGUCCACCUACACAAGGAGCCAUGCCUACACAAUCAAGGUGUUGUAUGAGGUCGGGUAUGCGAUAUCCCUGGCUUCCUUGACGUUAGCUGUGUUCCUCAUGUUGGUGUUCAGGAAGCUGCACUGUGACAGAAAUACCAUACACGUGAACCUAUUCGUAUCGUUUAUACUGAAAGCGAUCGUAUGUCUGGUAAAGGAUUUGCAGUUUAUACCACAAGGAUACUCCGCUAUAGAGGACAACGAGAUCCAGUUCUUCUCAAUCGGCCCGACAUGGCCUUGCAAGGUAGUCUACACAAUCUUCCACUAUUUGACGACAGCUAACUACAUGUGGAUCCUCGUAGAGGGACUCUAUCUACAUAUCCUCAUAUUCUUCGCCAUGUCCAACCUGAAGAAAUUCUUCAGAUUUUAUAUUGUAUUUGGAUGGGUUGCCCCGUUUCCUUUCGUGUUAUGGUGGGUCAUAAUUCGACUCCGCUACUCAGACAGCCUGUGCUGGAGCACUGACGAGCAUGGCUAUCUGUGGAUUAUCCGAGGUCCUAUUGUCGUCUCUAUUUCGAUCAACUUUUUGCUCUUUUUAAACAUCAUCCGAGUCUUGUUUACGAAACUUACGGCAACGAACAGAGCGGAUCCAAACAGAUACAGGAAGUUGGCGAGGUCGACACUGGUUUUAAUCCCGCUGUUUGGGGUCUACUACAUUGGUUUUGCUGCCGUUCCAGACUGUAUCGGCGACUACGCCUAUGUGGUCCUUUUGUACAUUGAAAUAUUUUGUAGCUCCUUCCAGGGCUUUAUUGUGGCUGUUCUCUUCUGCUUUAUGAAUAACGAGGUGCGUUCGGAGAUUGCCAAGGUGUGGAAACGACACAUGUUACGGCGACACAGUACCAUAUCAUUCCGAUCAAACAGAACAAUUUCCACCGGAAGUUCCAUGUUCUUCCAACGAGGUUCCCCAACCUCGACUCGUCACCAUGACACAAUUCGAGACAUGGAUUCAUCAAUUUCGCCCCAACAGACAACAUCAUCUCUCCUGCCAGCAUCUCCGGAAGUUAAAAAUGGGGACAUAUAUACAGUAGAUACAAACAAUGAGAUCACAAUAACAGUAAACGGAACUCCUGUAAAUGGUGGUCUGUCCAAUUCGGAGGAAAAUCUUACCGAAACAAGUCGAAUGUUGUAAAAUGAAUGACAUUAUAAGUGAAGAUAUGGUUUUGGUAUAAAUAUACCACUUUUCUUUGGUCCAAUGUACCGAAAUAGAGAGUUUAUUUUGGAUUUAAAUGUAAGAAAGUUGUCUGUAAUAUUACUAUAUUAUCUAAUGGAAAUUAUUGUGAAUUACAAGGAGGUUAAAAUGUGAAAUGGUGAUAGGAAAUUAUUGCGAUCAAUUGUGAAAUGCAGAUUGUCAGAUUAUUUUGAAAUGCCGCAUUGUUUCAUUGUGAAAGAACUGACUGAUUUUUAUUUGAUAUACUGAAUGGUUUUAACGUGUAUUUGUGAUGAUCAGUUUGUUGUAAAUCCCUCACCGAGUAUCCUAUGUGUACUACACCAAGCUUCGUGCGUGAACUGACCGAGGAUAUGUGUAUAUUGUACAACAGCAUCUAGUAAAGCAGAUAUCGUGCGUCUAGUACACAAAGACUCUUGUGUCAAGUACACAAGGAUUCGUGCGUCUUGAAAUCCAAGAUUCGUGCGUCUAGUACACAAUAAUCCGUGCGUCUAGAACACCAAAAUUCGUGAGUCUAGAACAUCAAGAUUCCUGCGUCUAGAACACCACGGUUCGUGCGACUAUUACACAAUAUUUCGUGAAUCUAGCAUACCAAGAUUCGUGCGUCUAGUACACAAAUAUUCUUGCGUCUAAAACAGAACAUCUUGACUCGUGAGUCUAAAACACCAAGAUCCGUGCAUCUAGUACACGAGGAUUCAUUCAUUUAGAACAUCUAGAUUCGUGCGUCUAGAACUCCAAGACUCGUGCGCCUGGGACACCAAUAUUCGUGCUACUAGAACACAAACAUUCGUGCGUCUAGAAUACCAAGAUUCGUGCGUCUAGUACACAAAUAUUCGUGCGUCUAGAACAGAACAUCGUGACUCGUGAGUCUAAUACACCAAUAUCCUUGCGUCUAGUACAAAAGGAUUCAUGUAUUUAGAACAUCAAUAUUCGUGUGUCUAGAACUCCAAGACUCGUGCGUCUAGAACACCAAUAUUCGUGCGUCUGGUACACAAAGAGUCGUGCGUCUAGAACACCAAUAUUCGUGCGCCUGGUCCACAAAGAGUCAGGCGUCUAGAACACCAAUAUUCGUGCGUCUGGUACACCAAAAUUCGUGCGUCUAGAACACCAAUAUUCGUGCGUCUGGUACACCAAAAUUCGUGCGUCUAGUACACAAAGAGUCGUGGGUCUAGAACAGAACAUGCAGAUUCGUGAGUCUAGUACACCAAGAUUCUUUCCUCAAAUUAAUCAAAAUUCCUUAAUCUAAUUCAUUUUACCAAGAUUCGUGUGUCUAGUACACUAGGAUACGUGAAUCUAGUUCAAACCAGUAUUCGUGCGUCUAGUGCAGCUGUAUAUCUACUGCACCAGGUUUCACGCCUCUGGUACAGCAAUUUGGUUCGACUUAUUUUCUCAAACACAUUGUUUACCUUUUUAUAGAAAAUUAUUACUGAUAAUACCGUUAUAAAUGGAUUUUCUAUGUGGAUGAAAUACAAUUGGCGAUGUACAUAAAUAAUGAAGUGCGAAUGAAAUCCCAGUGACGAUAUUCAUCAUGCUUUUAUCAUGAGGUUUGAAAACAUUUAUUUCUUACUGUAUAGUUUAUUAGAUUAUCAUCAUCUUUUUAGUUUGUUUAUAUAUAGCAGGUACGAUUGCAGUUGACAAAAUAAAGAUAAAUAAAUAAUAUGUGAAAAAUUGUUUUACACGUACAUACCGUAGGGCCACAUUUCCCGUUAGAAUGGAUAUUCUAUUUAAAGCUAUCACCUUUGUUAGUUUUGACGUCGUGGUCGGUGCCGAAAUGUGUAGAAAAAACUAACAUCAUGGUUGACCACCUAAUCGUAUAUUCAUGAAAUCGUAUCAAUGCACAAACAUGGAAUUUGUGCUCAAUUAAUCUUUCUUGGAAUUCGCUUAUUCAAUUAACGGGAGAGUAUUUGGCUUUUACUUUCUCCAUCAAUCUUCCAGAUAAUUGACCAAAUGUGUGUGUUUUUUAUGAACUUAUCACUUUAACGUGAAACUGGGCUUGAGCACAGAUUGUCAGCUUGAGCACAGAUUGUCAGCUUGAGCACAAGAGCGGUUUUAUGAAUAUAGGCUCUGGAUCUGUCUCCAAAUAAUAUGCUUUAUUUAUUCAACGCAAGAUAUGUCACUCUAGUCUGUGUCUUGUUCCGAUUGUGGGGAACUUUAUCUUGUAAAUAUUCAUCAAUCAUUAUAAAUUUGUAAAAAUAUAUUGUUACAAAGACAAUUAAAUAUGAUAUCAAUUCGGUUGCUGUAUUUUUCAUUAAAUCACAGAUGUCACUGACGCUGUUUUCACGAAAAUUAUUUUUGUGAAAUAAAGAUUACCCUUCACGUCCAGUGUUUAGAACCAUGUUAAUUUUAGUUUGUUGACUUGGUACUGAUAUUUUAAUGAAUCAAUGCUACAACGUCCAGUGUAUCCAUGGCAACAUUGACAAUGGUAUGCAUCCUUAACCCGGUUUCAGACAUUACUAUCUAUUACAGGAUACAUAAUCAAAGCAGUUUACUGUGAUAAGCUUAACUAUUGCAUUAAUAGUGAAAUAAAUUUUUUCGUUUUUUUUUUUUUAUUAUUAAUUAGUUCUGCUACAAUCACAGUUCUAUAAAUGUUUUGAUAGUGCUACAAAUACAUUAAAAGUAUUUAUAUCCAUGUACGAAUAGUGAUCGGAUUAAAAUUAUGCUAAUGAAUUGACAGUGCUAUAAUUUUAUGUUGUUUUUUAUUGUUUUCGCGGUGAUAUGAUAGUAUUUAUGUUGUUUUUUUAUUAUUUUCGCGGUGAUAUGAUAGUAUUUAUGUUAUUGAACUUUGAUAAGUGAUCUUAUGUUGAUAGCGACGUAUUGAAAAACGUCAUUUCUUUUAAAUCAUUGUAUCUAUAGAACUUUGAUUACACAAAUAUAAAUGGAUAUUUAGCGUUAUGAUUAAACUUAUGUUAUUAUACUUAUUGUACGCAUAAUAACUACUUAUGUUUUUUGUGUAUUUCUAGUGUUCUGUUACAUCGAUAUUAAUGUCUAUUGCGUGUUUUGAUUACACUAUCGUUACUGUACUUAUGGUGAUAUGAUUAAACUUAUAACAUUGUAAGUGGAGCUACAUGUGUUAUAACCUUUUUCUGUAAAUGUAUUUAUAAAACUAUGAUUACACUUAUAUUUAUGUAUUCAUAACGUUUUGGUGACGUUAUCCUUUUAUCGUCUGAAAAACAUUUAUUUGAUGAUAGAACCCUAUGGAUCCAGUGAGUGAUAAUUAUGAUUAGCAUUGCCACCUUAAAUCCAAUGCAACCCGACAUCGUUUAUCGUUCCUGCUGAUAUAGCAAACCAUCAAUGUUAACAUACUUAUUUGACCCGUGGAUCAAUCAACCGCUAAAAUAUUAUUUUAAAGAAAAAAUAGAACUUUGAAUUUCAAAACUACAAUAACAAUCAAUUAUAUUUACAUUAUGAGCUGUCUGUCAAAGGAUUGAAAAUCCUGUACAUAUUUUAUGUAUUUUGUCAGAAUGUAUCGGUGUGUCAGUGUGAAUAAUCGUAGCCGUAAGGACGAAAACCAUUUACAAACCUAAAAACGUUUCGAUAGCAUUACAUUGCGUGUGGAGACGUUUCCAUUUAUUUGUAUGGACAGGAAAGAAGUUGCUCUUCUUCCGCUCACAAAAGAAUAUUUUUUUCGCAUCUAGAGACGUCUACUACUAUGGGUACGUAAACUAUUCAAAAUUAAUAAAACUGUUAUCCCUUGCACUCAAUGCUCUCCAUGUGAAAAUACUACCUUAAAUGUAACAUGUACUGUCUGAACCUUGGCAAAAUGUCACGGAUUCAAGGGCCUGCAUUUUGUAUUAAAAUUAAAGGUAUCCUGGUCACGGCCCCAUUGCUUUUACGAAAGACCGAAUCGCGCUGAUCAAAUAUAAACCUGGUCUCCCCCUCUUGAUUCUAGGUCUUUUUCUACUCGAUGACUACUAUACAAUGUCGCACUUCAUUUACAUGUUAUUUAGUAUAAUCUAGAAUAAGGUUGUACCACGCACGUCUAGGUGUGUGGUGGUGCAUGAAUCAUCCUGGUUCUAAAACACCUUAUUCUAGUAGCUUAAACAGAUGAAAUAAAAAAAAUCUUGUUAAUACCAAAUAAAUAAAUGAUACCACGUCGGCAGAAUGAGACAAUCUACGUCGUAUAUUUAAUAGAAAAAAA